Aplysia californica (California sea hare) is the source of this 2120-nucleotide messenger RNA. RefSeq names its product neuralized-like protein 2. The transcript is spliced from 4 exons. The record is from RefSeq and is a predicted model, not a curated record. Gene Ontology annotation, molecular function: ubiquitin protein ligase activity. Bases 146 to 1042 code for a protein of 298 amino acids. NCBI's taxonomy places the organism in Eukaryota, Metazoa, Mollusca, Gastropoda, Aplysiida, Aplysiidae. Gene Ontology annotation, biological process: intracellular signal transduction.
UCUCCCUUCCGGAAGUAAUAAGGGUCUGUAUUGACUGGGUUCAGUCGGUCAGCUUUCACUACAGGACUGAUGAUUGUAAACAUUGAAAAAUGAUGUGAUACUUUUGGUCCGCUUGCCUCCUUUUAUGAAUCAGUGACCUUUAAAGAUGCCCGUCAAGAGGUUCCACAAAUCUCACGGGCAGAAUAUCCGGCUGUUUCAAGGAAGCACCGUCGCUUUGCGAGAAGUCAGUUUUGCACACGCACUUGUGUUCAGUGAAAAACCUCUCCAGCCAGGGGAAAUCUUCCUCGUAGAAAUAGAGAAAACAGAGCGGGGAUGGAGUGGACACAUGAGGAUUGGACUCACAGAGGUUGACCCAGCUAAGCAGACCAACGGCCUCCCUCAGUAUGCACUGCCAGACUUGGCCCAGCUGGGCCGGUGCUGGGUGUCGGCCGUCACCAAGUCACGCAACCGCCUCCAGUACUACAGCCCAGACCGGGCGCGCUCCUCCUUACAGUCCUCCUACUCCUCCGUGUUGGGCACGGGUGAGGUCAUCAACACAGCGUGUGGGCGUGUUCGUCGCUCGAUGCUGCAGCCGUCUUACUCUCUCUUCCGUUCAUCGUUCGCCAGCAACCACGCUAACGGCCAGUCCGCCUCUUCAACUCCCUCAUCCUCAUCCUCCUCCACAGCGUUUGAGGGAGAGGAGCCCUCUCUCAAAGCGGCCAAAAAACUUAUUCUGGCCACCGAUGUUGGCUCUCGCAUCGGAGUCAUGUACUGUCCCGACGAGACUGGCUACUUUGCACGCAUGCAUUUUAUAAUCAAUGGAGAGGACCAGGGUCCCAGUGAUGAACUGAUUCCAUUAACAUGUGAUUCCCCUCCUCUGUAUGCGGUCGUCGAUGUCUACGGUACUACUAAGCAGAUUCGCCUCAUAGAGCUCUACAAAGUGAGCUCCCUCCAGAAUGCGUGCCGUGACCUCAUCUUACAGACCACACCCCAGCACCUGUUGUCUGCCCUUCCACUCCCUCAGAAAGUCAUACAGUUUCUCUGUGAAGGAGAUGAUUCCUAGCCCCUAGCUGUUCUCCUGUCAUGUGUUGUGGUAGUGCAGUUACCGUGUGUGUAUGUAGAAACUGUUUGUUUAAACAUUUGUGUGAUAUCUUGACUGUGCACUCUGAUUAGUAAUAAACUCAACUCAAGACAGUCUGUGCCUCAGAAGUCGGAUAAGACGGAAAGGUUUUCGGGAGGCGAGAUGACACUUGUCAUUUUUCAUGCGGUGAUGGAACUUGUGGAGUGUACUUAGAAGUUAUUUUUCUUGUUACGCGAGGCGUUAUUCCUCUAUUUCUUUUUCACACUACCUACGUGGGCAGGUGGUGGUUGGAGGGCAUCAGCGGUAUGUCCUACUUUUUUUCCCUCUCCCUCUGUGGCCUGAAACUUUCUUGCUUUCAUUUACCCUACACUUAAUGACCAUUAUUGUGUUGGUGUGCUUCUCUUUACUCAGACUAACUAUCUGGUUAUUUUACUGUCAAUAGGGUAUUGUUUUAACUAGAAGUUUUUAUAUAAAGAUAAAGAUGGUAUAUACAUUUUAUGGAAAUCAGAUUAGGUAGGACAUUUAGGACUGAAAAUGCUCAAUCUUGUCAGUCCUACGAGACUGAUCAGUGCCAAGUAUACACAUUGUGUACUACCCUAAAAAGUUUUAUAAUCUAAUGCUUUGAGCCCCGCCCCACCCUGGGCCUACAGUACUGGAGCACCUGAGCUCCUCUGCCAGAUAUACUGACACCUCUGUGAGCUGAGAUGUGCGUUAACUGCACAGAAACGUGCAGGUAUGCGCCCAGGUCCAUCGGGGCAAGGUGUGUUUUUCUGACUCGUGCAGAUUUGAAUGUUUUCUUCUUUUUCCAAGAGUUCCAUCACUUCAGGAAAUGCUGGGGAUUUUCUCUUUGUUCGCCAACAGUUGUGUGAGGCCGCCGGUGAUUCUUGUACAGACAUCUACCUUUGGAUAUAGAUAUAUAUACACAUGUAUAUAUAUAAUUAUAUAUAUAAUAUUAAAUUAUAUUUUAAACUUUGUUGUGCUUGAUGUAAUCAUUGCUGAUGGUACUCACAGAGCUGGAAGAUCCUCUCUCUCUCUUUCUCUCUCUCUCUCUCUCUCUCUC